UGGCGACCAACCCCGCUCUCCCCUAAAGGCAAACGUCUUCAGCAGCUUGUCCACUUGUGAAUGGAGGGGUGCGCGGUCACGUUGAUUGCGCGCUCUCGCUGCAUGCGCUGCAGCCAGGCAAGCAAGCAGUCAGCGGCGGACAACGACUGGAGCGCUGCAGAGAACGGAGCACCCGGACCACUUUUAUUGCGAGGACCUGCUCGAAGAAGCCAGAAUGCAAAGAACCUUGAGAACAAAGAAAAUUCAUCCGAAGGUGGAAGAGAAGAUGGAUAUCGGGGCCUUGUGUGUUUCGUUAAGGUGUUGCUGGAGGCGAGGGUGAUCAGACAAAAGAAGGACCUACAACCCAGACGAUCUGUUCUCCCUCCUCCUUCGUCAUCAUGGAAUAAACAAGGAGGUGGAGAAUGCUGCAAGAUGCUCUGCAAGCCAGCAGCAAUUGGCGACGCAGUCUAAAGGCUGAAAGUAAAUAGUGGAGAACAAGAGGCGGCUUCUUUCGUGCUGCUUUGUCUUGGCGCGCCAAUCAGUGGGGCCUCCAUCUUCCUCCAUAAUGUGCCUCUUAUUAAGAGGUGGGAUUCUUCUUUUUAAAUCCCCAUUGAGUGAGGACUGGGUUGCCUCCAAUGCAAAGAAGCCUUAAAACCAAUUAUCAACCACGCUCAAGGCCACAGUUGAUCGUCUCAGCUGUAUAACAAUGCAGGAAUCAUUUAAACGAGAAUGUAUGGGAUACUACAAGACUGCGCCGAUCUCCAUCAGGCAAAAUGUCUGUUUAGCGCAUUUCCCCAUCCCACUCUUCCUACUCAUCUUACUCACGACUUCUCCGGCUAGAAGCAUACACAUGGAGGCCAUCGAGAGCCACAGCGAGUUCAGCUGUGAGCCCAUCCGACUACGAAUGUGCCAGGAUCUGCCUUACAACACCACCUUCAUGCCCAACCUCCUCAACCACUACGACCAGCAAACAGCCGCGCUCGCCAUGGAGCCAUUCCAUCCCAUCGUAAACUUGGUGUGCAGCCCUGACCUACGGAUGUUCCUGUGCGCGCUCUACGCUCCAGUGUGUGUCGUGUACGGACAGGUGUCCAUGCCAUGCCGUGCUCUCUGCCAACGGUCCAAACAAGACUGCGAGAGAUUAAUGGAAAUAUUUGGACUCAUCUGGCCGGAUGAUAUGGAGUGCAGCAGGUUUCCAGAUUGUGACGAGGCGUAUCCUCGCCGAGAGGAUCUGCAGAAAGGUUCAGACCCCACCGACCAGUCGUCCAUGACCGUCCAGAGAGACUUCGGCUUUUGGUGCCCAAGAGAGCUGAAAAUAGAACCAGAGCUGGGUUACUCAUUCAUGGGCAAGAGAGACUGCUCUGCUCCUUGCCCAUCCAUGUACUUCAGCCAACAGGAAGUGACCUUCACACGAUACUUCAUUGGGGUCACCUCUAUCAUCUGUUUGUCCGCAACGUUGUUCACCUUUCUAACCUUUCUCAUUGACGUCACCAGGUUCAGAUACCCAGAGCGACCCAUCAUCUUCUAUGCUGUGUGUUACGUCAUGGUGUCGCUUGUGUUCUUCUUGGGCUUCUUGUUGGAGGACACCGUAGCGUGCAACACAGUCAACCACACUCAGUUCAAAGCUGCAACUGUAACACAGGGCUCGCACAAUAAGGCGUGCACCUUAUUUUUCAUGAUCCUCUACUUUUUCACCAUGGCUGGCAGCCUGUGGUGGGUCAUCCUGACCAUCACCUGGUUCCUGGCGGCCGUGCCCAAAUGGGGCAGCGAAGCCAUCGAAAAGAAAGCCCUCCUCUUCCACGCUGUUGCCUGGGGGCUCCCGGGGGCCCUCACCGUCGCCCUAUUGGCCCUCAACAAAAUCGAAGGCGAUGGGAUCAGCGGAGUGUGUUUCAUAGGACUCUAUGACAUGGACGCCCUACGGUGGUUUGUUUUGGCACCGCUCUGUCUCAACUUGGCGGUGGGCGUCUCGCUUCUUUUGGUGGGGAUCGUGGCUCUGAAUCGCGUGCGCAUGGAGAUCCCCCUGGAGAAAGACAACCAAACCAAGCUGGUCAAGUUCAUGAUCCGAAUGGGCAUUUUCUCUGCGCUCUAUUUGGUGCCCUCGCUGACAGUGAUCGGCUGCCACGUGUACGAGCACGCCUACCGCCGCGUGUGGGAGACCACCUGGAUGGAGGAGAACUGCCGCCGCUAUCACAUCCCCUGCCCGUACAAGGUGGAGGAGAACAGUCGACCAUCCGUGGCUUUGUUCCUGACAAAGUACUUGAUGAUGCUGGUGGUGGGAAUUCCCUCCGCUUUCUGGGUGGCCAGCAAGAAGACCUGCUUUGAGUGGGCCAGCUUCCUGCAUGGGCGCAGGCGGAAAGACAGUGGAGUGAAUGAAUCUCGCCAGGUGCUACAAGAGCAACCCGAUUUGGCCCAGUCACUGCUGCGUGAACCCAACACGCCCAUCAUAAGGAAGUCCAGAGGAACGUCCACUCAGGGUACGUCCACUCACGCUUCUUCCACUCACCUGGCUGUUCUGGACGACCUGGACGAGCCCACGAAAAACCAACAGCCCGCUUCCACCCGGAGCAAAGCCGGCAGCGUCCACAGUAAAACCAGUCACCACGGCAGCCUGCGCCGCUGUCGCGACGACAGGAGCGAAACGGUGGUCUACAGAGGCGUCGAGGAGCGAGCUUUCCACGGCAGCGCGUUGCGUCUGGACCACCCGUUGUCAACACACGGUAGCCAGAGGGACGUGAGCGAAGCAGCGUCCGCGCUGAUCACGCACGGAUCCACGGCCAAUGAGAGCCACGUUGCCGACAAUGACGCCACCAGCGCCUAACGACCGCACGGUCGAAGACUGUGUUGAACACGUGCACUACGUGCAUGGACUUGACUUCAUUUCAAGCAAGCACGCUAACACACACGUACAUAAUACAACAUACACAAACAUUAUUGCUGUUAACAAUCUAAACGGCUUGCCCACUAAUUUCUUAAUGAUUGUUGGCAAACUUCAUUUGUUCGUGGACCUAAUGUGAACUCGUGGACCUCUUUGUGCGUUAUUUCGACUAUUUUUAUACUGUGAACAGUGUGCGUGCGUAAAUAUGAGCUUUAGAAGCUCAGUGGAAUUAAAACCAUCACAAUUUGGCUCUAAUUUUUGUACUCUGUUUUGUAAAAAUAUACAGCUGCAUCCCAACAAAUUAGGUUUCAUGCACACCACAGGUCACUUCCAAUUUUUUCCCCAUGCCGUAGCCUAUCUCAUAAUUUGAGAUAAUUCCGUUGUGCUUCAAAGGCACUGUAAUUUAAGCAUUCACCGAAUUAAUAAAAUAUGGAAAAAAUACAAUAAUUCCCAAUUUUAAUUGUAUAAUUGAGACAUUAAUAUUUAUGGAAAUGCAUCUGUAUAUACUGUACAAUUUUAUCUUUCAUACAGAAGAGACAAUGAGUUGACAACUUUCAGUACACUUGAUAAACUGAACCGCUAUAAAUGUUUCUUUCGCGCCUCCUACUAUACUGGACAUGAUCUCAUUUUGUAAAUAGGACUUUCCGUUCUUGUGAACCUACCUCACCUGUGUGAUCUGCCUUCUGUGCUCCAAUCAAAAGCCACUUCAACAUUUUCAGAAUGCACACAUGCUCGACCACAAACAUUCUUGAUCCUCGUCGACAACGAAUUUGCCUUCUGCCUAUCCUGCCUGUAAACAAUAUAACAUACAGAUGACUGAAAAUUGGGAUUGGGGGAGUACUAUUUGUGGAAGAUGUGUUCUUUUUUUUUUUUAGGUGUCUUAUUGUGAUAGAAGUGACUGUGAAGGCAUUCAAUGUUAAUUUCACAUUGGAUCAAAAACUUCAUAUUGUAAAUGAAAAGACUCCAUUUUGUUUUAAUUUAUUUGGCAUUUGGAAUUUGCUUUAACUACUUUUACAUGCAAUCUAAUAAACUUUUUGUAUGGA
Molecule: messenger RNA, 3894 nt
Organism: Corythoichthys intestinalis (scribbled pipefish)
Lineage: Eukaryota; Metazoa; Chordata; Actinopteri; Syngnathiformes; Syngnathidae
Product: frizzled-3-like
Exons: 11
Coding region: 686-2794 (702 amino acids)
Biological process (GO): canonical Wnt signaling pathway; non-canonical Wnt signaling pathway
Cellular component (GO): plasma membrane
Molecular function (GO): Wnt receptor activity; Wnt-protein binding
Source: RefSeq, a predicted model, not a curated record